Molecule: messenger RNA, 3075 nt
Organism: Vicia villosa (hairy vetch)
Lineage: Eukaryota; Viridiplantae; Streptophyta; Magnoliopsida; Fabales; Fabaceae
Exons: 3
Coding region: 1-3075 (1024 amino acids)
Biological process (GO): DNA repair
Molecular function (GO): endonuclease activity; DNA binding
Source: RefSeq, a predicted model, not a curated record
AUGAUUAUUGGAUCGUUGAACGUGAGAGGGGGAGGUAGUUUAUUGAAGAGGAGGAGGAUUAGUUCAAUCAUAACUAGGGGUAAGGCUGAUAUUUUUGUCAUCCAGGAAACUAAAAUUAGUUCUAUGGAGGAGGUCAUGGCCAAGAGUUUUUGGAGGAAGGACUACAUAGAGUACUCUUAUUCGAAUUCGGUAGGAAGGUCAGGAGGGAUGAUUACUUUAUGGAAGGGAGAUUCGGUUACUGUUCUUAACAGUUUUUCUGGUGAAGGGUAUCUAGGGAUUAAAGCUUUGUGGCAGGGUGAUGUUUACUAUGUUAUUAAUAUUUACUCCUCUUGUGAGUUCCAAAAGAAGGUGUUCCUACGGAGAACUCUUUUGGAUCUUAAAGGUAAAUUCGUGGAUGGUGAAUGGACAUUGUGUGGGGACUUUAAUGCCAUCAAGAAUAGUAGGGAAAGGAUUGGGAGGUCGAUGAACGAAAACGUCAACGAGAUGAAAGCCUUCGGAGAUUUCAUUAACAAUUGCAACUUGGUGGAUGUCCCGUAUAAAGGUAAACGUUUAUCGUCGUAUAGCGGAGAUGGUUUGUCGAUGAGUAGGCUUGACCGUUUUCUCAUUUCGGACUGCACUGUUAAUAAAUGGGGAAUAGUGGGGCAAAGCAUAGGGGAGAGAGACGUUUCAGAUCAUUGUCCCGUGUGGAUUGUUAAGGAUAAUGUUGAUUGGGGCCCGAAGCCGUUCAAAGUCAAUAAUGAAUGGUUCAAUUUCAAAUCUUUUUUACCCUUUGUUGAGAAAACAUGGAAAGAAGCGGUUGUUGAAGGGAGGAGUGAUUUCGUCCUUAAAGAAAAGUUUCGUAUUCUAAAAGGGAGGCUCAAAUGGUGGAACAAAGAGGUGUUUGGGAGGAUUGAUUUGGAGAUUGAGGAGGAGGUGUCAGAAUUGAAUAGGUGGGAUUCUUUACUUAAGGAGGCGUUGGACGAAGAGAGGGAGAAUAUUGUUAAAGUUAGGAAAGAGGUUUGUAGUCGAUUUUGGUUGAACCUGAGAAUCAAAGAAAACAUGGUCACCCAAAAAUCAAGGCUAACUUGGCUUAACGGAGGGGAUUCCAAUAGUAGAUAUUUUCACAAAGUCAUGGAGGAAAGGAGGAGGUAUAAUCACAUCGGUCCCAUUAUUUCAUCUAGUGGUUUGUUAGAAUCGGUUUCGGAAGUUAAGGAUGAGGUUUUCUCUCAUUUCUCUAGCAAAUUCGUGGAAUCGGAAAGGUCACGGCCUAGAUUGGAAGCGGUGUCCAAAUUAUUGGCGGGAAGAUUGAAGCGUGUCUUGGAUUCUAUUAUUUCCCCUAAUCAAAGCGCUUUUGUUCCGGGAAGGCAACUUCUAGAUGGUGUUUUGAUUUCUAACGAAGUGGCUGAUUAUGCACCAAAAGAAGAGAAGAGUUGUAUUCUUUUCAAGGUCGACUUUGAGAAGGCUUACGACAAAGUGAAUUGGGAUUUUCUUAGAUUCUUAUUGAAGGAGAUGGGGUUUGGGACUAUAUGGAUGAGAUGGAUGGAGCUCUUGAUCUUUCAAAGUAAGAUGUCUGUGCUUGUUAAUGGGAGUCCAACUAAAGAAUUUGUGGUGGAGAAAGGUUUGAGACAAGGAGAUCCUUUAUCCCCUUUCCUCUUUGUUCUAGUGGCGGAAGGUCUCACGGCUCUUGUGAAGAAAGCUACGUCUUUAGGGAAUUAUGAAGGUUUUCUCAUCAACGGUAAAUGCUGGGUGGAUAUUCUCCAAUUUGCGGACGACACUUUAUUGAUAGAGGAGGGAAAUUGGAAACAAAUUUGGGCUAUUAAGACCGUGUUGAAGGCGUUUGAGUUGGUUUCCGGGCUUGGCACUAAUUACCGUAAAAGCAAAUUAAUUGGCAUUAAUAUUAGCGACAAUUUGAUGGAAGCGGCGUCCUCUCUUUUAUCGUGCAAGGUGGAAGGCAAGGUUUUUUCUUUUCUCGGCAUCUUAGUGGGAGCUAAUCCUAGGAGGAUUUCGACUUGGAAUCCGUUAUUGGACAAGAUUAAGAAACGCCUUUCGAGUUGGAAGAAUAGGUUUCUUAAUUUUGCGGGGAGGAUCACACUUAUCAAAUCUAUCUUAUGUUCUUUAUCUAUCUUCACGAUGUCAUUUUAUAGGAUGCCGGCGAGGAUUGUCAGAAUAAUUACCAAACUUCAAAGUGAUUUUUUGUGGGGAGCCUCGGAGAAUAGUAGGAAGAUUCAUUUUGUGGGGUGGAAAAAGUUAUGUCUCCCGUUCAACAAAGGAGGAGUAGGAUUCAAGAGGAUGGAUGAUUUUAGUUUUGCUCUUCUCAAUAAAUGGAGGUGGAGGAUACUUCAUGGUUCGGAUUCUUUUUGGCUUAAUAUUCUCCGUGCUACAUAUGGCGACAUUCUAUUAAAAGUUUCUUCGGGAGGAGACUUUAUUUCAUCCGGUUCCUCUUGCUCCACAUGGUGGAAAGAUAUCUCAUCUCUUGGGAAGAAUGUAUCCAAAGACGCCAUUGCGAUUAUUGUUCCUUUUUGGUUGGAAACGGUUUCACCACUUCUUUUUGGCAUUCCAAAUGGGUGCAGGGGGCUGGAAUUUUCUGUUUUGACUGGGUCUGCACCUUCGAGUUUCGGUUCUGUGUACAUCCAUGCGCAAGGGGCUGGAAUGGUGCUGGACAGUGGGCCGAACACCACUGAUACAACCGGUUUUGACAGUGUGGAGGGGCUGUACCGCGUGCUGGCCGGUGCAAUUUUAAGGGACACGGGAGGCAAUGAUGUGGUUAAGUGGGAAGCAGAGAAGGAUAGCAUGUUUUCUGUUAAAUCUUGUUAUCUUUUUUAUGCAGACUCUUUUAUUCCUCACGGUCCGUAUGAGAAGCAUGAUGGAGCUUAUUCUCUUAUUUGGAAGACGAAUACUCCUUUCAAGACCAAAGUGUUUGGUUGGAGAAUUUUGAUCAAUAGGUUACCCACGAAGGAGCUCCUGUUAAAGAGAGGUAUCUCUUUCACAACUUCUUCGUCUAAUUGUGUGUUUUGUGGUAUUGCUCUUGAAUCUUUAGAACACGUUUUUUUCAAGUGUUCUAUCGUGAAGUUAAUUUGGAGGAAAAUAGCGGAGUGA